This is a messenger RNA of Pelobates cultripes (western spadefoot toad), 26376 nucleotides long. The record is from the annotation of a GenBank genome assembly. Lineage: Eukaryota; Metazoa; Chordata; Amphibia; Anura; Pelobatidae.
AUGACAAUGGCACAAGUACCAGACAUGGAAUCCUAUCUCAUGGACAAUAACAGGUAACGUGGCUUAAUUUAUAAGAAUUAACUGCACUAACCCAUAUUUUCCUCUUAUGUGCAAUAUUUGCUGUAUGUCAGGUUAAUUCUAAUCCCAUUUUAUUAUAUAGACCUACAAGCUUCAUAAAUUAAAGACAUGUUUUUUUGAUUACAAAAAAAAAAAUCUAACCACAUUUUUCCUUUUGAAUUUUAGUGACUACGAAGAAAGUUUUUAUGACAAUUUUUACUGCGACACUAAGGUAAAUGCCACCACCAAUUAUGUAUGAUUAAAUAGUAUGGACUACCUUACUAGAUUUAAUGCACUGUAUAUGGCUUUCGUAUGUACCAAGAGUAAAGUUUAUUAUGCUCUAUUGAGGAGAGGUAAAUGUAAGGCUUAAUGAGUCAACAGUAAAUUUUGGAUAAUAGAUUACUAAAUUCCAAGUUUUGUCCAAAAAAAACUUGUUAAAAAAAUGUUUUCAAUAUAUUAAUUACGUCCUGAAGAUUAACAAUGGAGUGAUCAGUUUAUAUCUGCAGAAAUGCAGAUUUUAAAAAAAUAUCAAAAAUAUAGUUAACGUUACGCAUUGUCUUUCUACAGAAAAGCUUUCAUGAUUCCCACUGCUUCUCUGGAGCCAGCAGUUGCUCUGGGUACAUCCCAGAAAAAGAUUCUGUGUUCUCAUUUAGGAAAGCCGUAGUUAUAGUGGUGGCUAUCGAUAAACUAAGAAAAAGGAUAAACUGCCACCGAGACUUUAAAGACACAGAUUUACUUGACCUAUUUAACACCAUAUUUGUGCAAGGUAAGAUGAAGGGUUGAUUGGGAUAUAUUAAACAAACUUUUGGAAGAAUCAUUAUUACCCCAUAAGAUUUAACAUGAUGGACUGAUUAUAAUCAUAUAGGUAAAAUUAUUGCAGAUUUUAACAUUAAUUAUGAUAUUUCCCAUUUUAGCAAAUCCUAUGUCAUGGGCUGUCUUCAUAAUGUACGAUGUUUGCAUUACCUAGUACUUACCUAUACACUAGUGCUCCCAAUAGUUAUAUGGGGCCAUACUAACUGACAAUCUGUUUAGAACAAGUACAGUCGAAGAGACUCAUUUUUAAAACUCACAACAUUGCUAGUGGUAUGAGGGCAGAGGUGGGACCACAUUGCCAAGUUCCUCCUAGUAAUUUUGGAUCCUUCCUUCCUUCAUACCUUUAACUUCCUUCAUCCAUUCUCCUUCCUUCCUUCCUUCCUUAAUUUUCCUCCCUUCCUAAUUAUUCCUGCCUUCCCUCAUUCAUUCACCUUCCUUUCUUUCUUCCUUUUCCUUCUUUCCUACCUUUUCCUGCCCUCCCUUAUUCAGUCAACUUCUUUCCUUCUUUUUCCUUCCUACCUUUUCCAUCCGUCAUUCUUUCUCCUUCCUUUUUUUUCCUUUUCCUUCCUUUUCCUUCCUUUCAUCACUCAUUCUUCUUCAUAUCUUCCUUUUACUUCAUUCAUUCCUCCCGUUUACUUCCUUCCUUCUUUCCUCUUUCUUUGCCUUCCUCCCUUCCUUUUUUGCAAAACUUUUGCAUUUUAUUAUAAGGAAAGCUUGUUUUUUUUAUAGGUAAAUAGGCCUAUUGAAGAGCAAGCAAUACAUAAUUUUCUCUGUUCUUCUGUAGGUAGCCACCUACUUGUAAAAUCGAUGAUAGAAACCUUAUAACUGUAAAUUUAAUUUCACAAAUGAUCACACUUUCCAUAGGUUUCAUGUUUAAAAGGCAUGCAAUACACGAUUUCUUUGAUGGUGAUUUAAACCAGGAAUGUGGAGAACUGGCGAGGCAAUCACUGAUUAACCUUACUUAACCUUCUAAGUUAGAAAAUGCAGCAUUUACAUUUUUAGGCAUUCUAGCUAGCUUUCCACACUUGAUCAAAUUCUAAAACAGAACCAUAGUUUCAAUUAAUAUAAGCAAAACAGGAUUCUCAUUAUAGAAUUCUGGUCUGAUAUAUUUUUUACUCUUUUAGAGGAUAUUCCUUUUGAGACCUCAAGCAGCACCUUUGCAGCCAAUGACCAGUACAAAUAUUCAAUAUCAAAAGAAUGCUGCAUUAGAGAUUCUUAUAAUAAGUCUAUGGCAUUGCUGCAAUCUUCCGGGAACGCCAGGCUUGUGGCCAUUUACCUACAAGAGUUAAACAGCGAGAGAGAAGGUAAGUCAGCAUUACUGUCUUGUUACGUUCCUAUGCCUAUGUUUGCUGCUCCAGAGACUCUUAUAGUAUGUCAAGGGAAUAUAGUUUAAAUGGGGCCUUGUUGACUACUAGAAGUCACUGCGAUAAAAGAAAAUGCUUUGAACAGGUUAAUCUUCACCUACAGCCUAAUCGAUUAUCAAAUACUAGUCUACGGUCUUUGCUUUUCAUGGCAAUGCAAUAUUAAAUGGAACUCUAUAACAACCUUACCAUUAUUAAAAUUAAAAACCUCAUGAUUACCACAGCAGUUACAGCUUGUUGAGAUUAUGGGCUGGUUUUCAAACACAAUCCAUUUGAAAAAACUGUUUCUAAUAAUCACAGAGAAAACCUAGAUUAAUGUGUUGCAUCCAUAAAAGAUUAUGUGUAUGAAUAAAUAUUUCUCUAGUCGUUAUUGAUUUUUGUCCGAUAUACUAACCUAUGGAUGGCUUUUUCAAUUUCAGAGAAGAUAAUUAUGAAUGUUUACGUUAAACAAAAUGUGAGUGGAAUCAAUAAGCGACCUGUUACGCUAGGACUCGUGGGGCGCAACUUAUACCUGUCAUGCAGCUCUGUAGAAGGUGAACCAAAGCUGUAUUUAGAAGUAAGUAGUACAUUUACCCAAAUUAUCAUUGCUGAUUCAUUUUCUUGCAGUGAUACUUGAUGCUGAGCAUUAUGGGAAAAUCUGCACCACAACAAGUGAAAUGUCAAACUGUCUAGACCUACUUCUUAUAGAGAGCAGAAAUCAUGAGGGACAGUUGUUUCCACCCUUGUGAAUGUUGUGGGGGCUAGUGGUGCAUAAAGUAUUACCAGUACAAAUUGUGAAAAAUAAACAAAAUUCAAGUUUUAUUUUGGGUACUUUACAAAACAGAAAAAACAACAAGAAAAAAACCCAGUACAACAAACCUACAACAUGUUAUCUGUCUAAACCCCACAUGCAUUAGCAUACAUGAAUGGGGCAGAUAAUUUCUGCUCUCACUCUAAUUUCGAUUUCAUGACUCCAAAACUUAGGCUUAUCAAGAAUCGUCAGUGUACCAGUGAAUGGUGAGGUUUAAACAGAUAACAAAUAUGUUGUUAAUUUCUAUUUUAUUUUUAUAAUUUUUCAGGGUGUCGUUACUGAAAUUGCUUAAUACAUUGCAGACAACAAUAUUACAUAGCACUACUAUAGUGUUCCACUAUGUACAAAGAUCUUUAAUUGCUCAAAACAUAGAAACAUAGAAUGUGACAGCAGAUAAUAACCAUUCGGCCCAUCUAGUCUGCCCAAUUUACUUUCAUUAGUCCCUGGCCUUAUCUUAUAGCUAGGAUAGCCUUAUACCUGUCCCACGCAUGUUUAAUCUCCUUCACAGUGUUAACCUCUACCACUUCAGCUGGAAGGCUAUUCCAUGCAUCCACUACCCUCUCAGUAAAGUAAUACUUCCUGAUAUUAUUUUUAAACCUUUGUCCCUCUAAUUUAAGACUAUGUCCUCUUGUUGUGGUAGUUUUUCUUCUUUUAAAUAUAGUCUCCUCCUUUACUGUGUUGAUUCCCUUUAUAUAUUUAAAUGUUUCUAUCAUAUCCCCGCUGUCUUGUGUUUCCUCCAAGCUAUACAUGUUAAGAUCCUUUAACCUUUCCUGGUAAGUUUUAUUCUGCAAUCUAUGAACCAGUUUAGUAGCCCUUCUCUGAACUCUCUCUAAAGUAUCAAUAUCCUUCUGAAGAUACAGUCUCCAGUACUGCGUACAAUACUCCAAGUGAGGUCUCAACCGUGCUCUCUAGUAUCUGUAAAUAAUAUGGCAGACUAGUGUUUAACAGCACAAGAUACUAAAAGAAUCUGCAGUUUUUUCCUAAAAUUUGAAUUCUCUAGGAUUUCUCCAGUUAGUUGUCAUUAUUAAUAAAGUGCCAACAAAUUCUGCAGAACUGUACAAUAGGUGGACUAACAAGUUGCAUACAGUAACAUUUUGUCAGUUAACAUUUACCACAAGGUGAUUUUUUUUUUUUUUGUAACUAAUGUUACACAUUGUUUAUAGUUUCAUCUAUAGUAGUAGUAUUUUACUUUGUUCAAUUAUCGGGGCUUCAAAGUGGAGACUCAUCUUGUGUACAUAGGGUAUGCUUUAGAGAUAUCCUAAACGUUCAGCAGCCAGUCACACACAUACACUUACUUGCAGACACAGAUACACACAGGUAUAUUGAUCCAGGAUUGUGAACAGACACUGUGAUGCAAACUGUGCUGCUUAGCUCAUUAUGUAACACUUAAUUUCAAUAUUUCUGUUAAACUCUGUCUUUCUUUCUUGCAGAAGGUCAGUGACAUUAAAGAAGUAAAACAAGAUGAAUUACAACGUUUCAUCUUCCUGAAGUCUGAAAACGAUGCAACAUGCACCUUUGAGUCUGCGGCUUGCCCCGGCUGGUAUAUCAGCACUUCUCAAGCUGAAAACGAACAGGUCCAGAUGAAGCCUGAAGCUGAUCAAAAAUAUAUCAGAGAAUUCUUAGUCCUUUCCUAGAAUAUAUAUAUAUAUAUUUAUAUAUUGCUACAUAUGUAUAACAAUGAUCUGUUAUCCAACCCAGUAUCCUGCAUGUAUGUACUGAGUACAAGGCAGAAUGUUGUUAAAUGAUAGGACUGGUACAGGAAACCAUAUCUGAAACACAUAUUGUGCUGGUCAUAUUCCUAGGAAACAUAUAGAAAAAAAAGUACUUAAAGGGCACUUCAGUGAUUUGAAGCGGUCAUGGUGCCUGGAGUCUGUCUGCGCAGUGUUCCACUUUGAAAAGCUGCACAAACAGAGAUUAACUCAAUAGCUGCCAGAGACAGCCUCAUUGGGGUGUCACCAACCAGCCCAGAACUAGAACUUCAUUGCACAGAAUGUCAGUAACUGGCUGACAGUAGUCAGCUGACACUCUCAGCCAAUGAACAGCAAUUUGUGCUGCUUCCUUGCACGUCACUGGACCACCAUGGAAUAUUGUAGCCCGACAGAGACCCAGGGAAGGGGGCAAACCAUUGCUAAACAGUUUGCCCCAUUACCAGGGAACCAGGCCAGAGUACUUCUAGUAUCAUAACCAUAACAGCAGGCUGAAGUGGUUAUUAUGCUUGGAGUAUUUUAUAAGAGCUAUCUUUAUUUAACCCCUUAAGGACACAUGACAUGUAUGACAUGUCAUACUUCCCUUUUAUUCCAGAAGUUUGGUCCUUAAGGGGUUAAGCUCUUCAGUUGACAACUCUGUGCAAAGCAAUAUUGGAUCACAAAUGAUGUUGCAGAUUUACAUUGUACAGUAAUAUAUAUAGCACUGAAAGUGAAAACAAAAUACGUAAUGUAAUCAUGUCAGUACAAUGUGUAGAUCAAAAUGAUUUUUAAAACGUGUCAUGUUUGGAUGUUGAUUACAGCUAUCAAGACAGCUUUUACUUUUCCUGUCCUAGUCUUUUCACUUUUAUAAAGUGGGAGGUAAACCAAUCAUGAAUAACUAGCAGAAUUAAUAUGUUUAUGUCAAUAUAUAAUUUUUCUACUAUGUUUGUGUAUUUAAUAUUUAUAUUUUAUAUUUGUUGGUUGUUUGUACUUGUACCAAGUAUAUAGUUUUACACAUUUAUUUAAAUAAUUUUAUUUAUGAGCAGGAAGUGUUUUGUACGUGUCAAUUGAUUUAUAUAUAUAUAUUAAAUAUUUAUUUUUUAUAAUUUUUUUUCAAACAUUUUUAAAAUUUAAUUAUUUAUUAAAUGGCUGAAAUUAAAAGGAUUUUUUGUAUUUUUUUUUUUAACAAUAUUUACUAAAGGAACACUAUUAGGUCAGGAACACAAACAUGUAUUCCUGACUCUAUAGUGUUAAAAACACUAUGUACCUAUAGAUGACUUACAUCUCCAGCAUAGAUGAUCUUCUGUAAGAGAAAGGAGGGUAAAGACGAAAAGCUAAGGACUAUUUCCAUACCGGGAGUCAAACCCAGGCCGCCUGGGUGAAAACCAGGAAUCCUAACCGCUAAACUAUAUUGGAAGCUCUAUGCCUAUAUGCUAUAGGCACAUACCUUCGUGUUUUGUGGGACUGUAUAAAAAUAAAAAAAAAUGGGGGAAAAAAAUAUUAAUUUAUUCUAACAAGCUUAAACUUUGAACUAAAGAUAUCUCCAGAAGUAGCUUUACUUCACUUAAACUGGCCCCCUACACCCCCUGCGAACAAACUAAUUAUAACCCACUUAUUUCUAGUUACUAAAAUUGUCAUAUCUAGACAUUGGAAAAAUAGAAAUAUUAGUUUUUGGUCACAAGUUAAAAAUCAACAUAAAUUCCAGAACAAAAUGGAAAAAUGCUCAGUAUACAAAAUGUUAGUAGGAAAGCACCUCUAUGGGAUACAUGUUGGCAUUUGCCAAAUAAAAGUUCAGCCUCACUCAUUCAACCAUGAAGAUACUUAGUAAAACUCUGGUGAAGCGAAAGGAAAGGAAAUGUUUAAGUAUUCAUCAGAAUUGAUUAAAAUACAAUUAUUUGUAUAUGCAAAUAGACAUAAUUUCCUUUCCUGUAGUUUACACCCCUGGACAGGAUAAGUAAUAAUAAACUUGAAAAAUGUAGUCUUAAAAUACCAGCUAACUCUGGAAGUUUGGAUAAAAGUUAUUCCCCUCUCUCUCUUGGUAUCUUAUAAAUAAUUAGUCUGUUUCGUUUUGUCUUCUAUCCAAAGUUAUUUUCGUUUGUCUGUCUGUUUGUUAGUAUGUCUGGCGGCUCAUAUCUUAUUAAAUUAAAAUUGCAAAUUAUUAUUUAAUACAUGGUUUAAAGUAGUAAUAUAUAUAUUUUUAUAUAACAUUUGAAUAUAAACUGAACAAAAUUAUAAAUGCAGCACUUUUGUUUUUGCCCCCAUUUUUCAUGAGCUGAACUCAAAGAUCUAAGACUUUUUCAAUGUACACAAAAGGCCUAUUUCUCUCAAAUAUUGUUCACAAAUCUGUCUAAAUCUGUGUUAGUGAACACUUCUCCUUUGCCGAGAUAAUCCAUCCACCUCAAGAUGCUGAUUAGACAGCAUGAUUAUUGCAAAGGUAUGCCUUAGCCUGGUCACAAUAAAAGGCCACCCUAAAACGUGCAGUUUUAUCACACAGCACAAUGACACAGAGGUUGCAAGUUUUGAGAAAGCGUGCAGUUGUCAUGCUGACUGCAGGAAUGUCCACCAGAGCUGUUAAUACACACAUUAACAUACAUACACACAGACACAUGCAUAUAAACGCACUGACUCAUACACACAUUCAUGCACACACACACUCAUAAUAACAUACUUACACUCAUACACUUAAUUUUUAUUUUAAUAAACAAUAAAAUAAUAUAUAUUACCAGACUUUUCCGUGUAUAAGACUAUGUUUUCUUCUACAUUUUUCCAGUCUUAAAUUGAGGGUCAUCUUAUACACGGAAUGUCACUGCAGGGGUUAAAAAGUUUGGAUAAAAGUUAUUCCCCUCUCUCUCUUGGUAUUUUAUAAAUAAUUAGUCUGUUUCGUUUUGUCUUCUAUCCAAAGUUAUUUUCGUUUGUCUGUCUGUUUGUUAGUAUGUCUGGCGGCUCAUAUCUUAUUAAAUUAAAAUUGCAAAUUAUUAUUUAAUACAUGGUUUAAAGUAGUAAUAUAUAUAUUUUUAUAUAACAUUUGAAUAUAAACUGAACAAAAUUAUAAAUGCAGCACUUUUGUUUUUGCCCCCAUUUUUCAUGAGCUGAACUCAAAGAUCUAAGACUUUUUCUAUGUACACAAAAGGCCUAUUUUUCUCAAAUAUUAUUCACAAAUCUGUCUAAAUCUGUGUUAGUGAACACUUCUCCUUUGCCGAGAUAAUCCAUCCACCUCAAGAUGCUGAUUAGACAGCAUGAUUAUUGCAAAGGUAUGCCUUAGCCUGGUCACAAUAAAAGGCCACCCUAAAACGUGCAGUUUUAUCACACAGCACAAUGACACAGAGGUUGCAAGUUUUGAGAAAGCGUGCAGUUGUCAUGCUGACUGCAGGAAUGUCCACCAGAGCUGUUAAUACACACAUUAACAUACAUACACACAGACACAUGCAUAUAAACGCACUGACUCAUACACACAUUCAUGCACACACACACUCAUAAUAACAUACUUACACUCAUACACUUAAUUCUUAUUUUAAUAAACAAUAAAAUAAUAUAUAUUACCAGACUUUUCCGUGUAUAAGACUAUGUUUUCUUCUACAUUUUUUCAGUCUUAAAUUGAGGGUCAUCUUAUACACGGAAUGUCACUGCAGGGGUUAAAAAAACCACUUGUGCGCAGGGCCUAAGUUAAGAUGGUGCCUGCCGCAUUGAGGUCCCUAUAUGCUUGGGAGCUGCAGCAGACAUCAGCACCUACCACCAAUGGAGCCAUGUCACACCAUAAAAGGUAGGUCUUGCUUUCUGAUUUAUAUUUAUGGGGGAGGAUAUGGGGAUCAGGGAGCAGAGGGAAUACUACUGUGAUGUCCCAGCAUGCCCUCACACCACCUGCUGUAUUAUGGGAGCUGUAGUCCCCAGCAUGCACUAUAGAACCAUUAACUUUACAGCGUACCUUAGCACAGGGUAGGCAUGAGAAUCAGAAGUGUUUUGUUCUCCUUAGAGGUCACUUCUAAAAUAUCAAAGUCGUUCUAUUUGAUGUUUAAAAUAUUAAUUUCCUAAUUUUGGGCUCAAAAAAUAGGGAUCGUCUUAUACAUGGGGGCAUCUUAUACAAGGAAAUAUAUGGUAUUUUAUUACUUUCCAGCCUCCAUUUCCUUACCUGGAUAGGGAGUACUAGAGUGGAACCUUAUUGCUGGGAUCAAGUGGGGUACUUCUGGGAUUAGUCUCUGCACUGAUUUCACAGUCCCCCGCUACUCUGUAUGUUUCCCAGGGCUAGGAUGAAAUUUUUUCCAGGCUCCUACAACAGUACAAGACAUGUGAGGGAGCUGGUAAAUCAGUGCAGGGUAAUACCAGCAGCACCCAACACGCCAGCAACACGCUUGCCUCUCCCUGCCACCUGCUACCUGGGGCGAAGUGCCUCCCGCCCCACCUCUGUACACUACUAGUCUUAGUGUCUAUAUAUGGCUUGGAGUGUGUGUGUAGGUGAUGCAGAGUGUGUAGAUGCUUUUCACUUGAGUACCCCUUGGCAGCCCAUUUCCAUAAACUGUACCUCUCAUAUUAGCAAACGUUUUUGUAAAUAUUAUAGUUGCUGUUAUUUUAAAGUUAUGUGAUUUCCUCUGCCCUAUCACCCCUUUUUUUCUGUUCCAGGUUCUUUUGCUCUUCUUCUGCCCUAGGCUCCCCAGAGUGCAGAUACACUCAUGUGGAUACACAGACGUGCAGACUGACACACGUGCAGAUGCACAGAUACAAACACGAACACACAUACAGUAGCACAGACACACUGACCCACAUACAGAUGUACAGACACACAUAUACAAACAAUGACACAAUCAUACAGAUACAUAAUACAGAUACACACGCUGACACACAUGCAGAUACAAAGAUACACAGAUACAAGCAGAUGAAGAGACACACAUGCAUACACAGAGAAAACACUGACACAUACAGAUACAGGCACACAUAUACACAGACUGACAAAAACACAGAUGUACAGACAGACACAAACACUGCCACAUGUGCAGAUACACAGACAAACAGAUGCAAACACUGGCACACAUACAGUUGCACAGACACACUGAUACACAUACUGGCAUACAUACAGAUACACACAUUGACAAACAUACAGUUGCCCAGACACACUGAUACACACACUGACAUACAUGCAGAUACACAGAUAUACACACUACCAUACAUAUAGUUGCAAGGACAUACUGAUAAACACACUAACACAUAUACAAAUGUACAGACACACAGGUACAAACACUGCCACAUAUGCAGAUACACGGAUGGCAACAGUGAUAUACAUGCAGUUGAACAGACACACUGAUAAACACACUGCCACACAUGCAGAUACACAGAUACAAACAUGUCACACAUACAGACACGCAGUUACACAUACAGAUAUACACAUUGACACACAUACAUAUGUACAGACACACAGAUACAAACACUGCCACACAUGCAGAUACAGACACACACACUGACACACAUGAAAAUACAUAGACACAUAGAUACAAUCACUAACACACACAUAAAGAUACACAGACACACAUAUGGACAUUCAUGCACAUAAACAGACACAUACUGAUACACACACAAAUGCAUAUAUAUACAGAUACAGACACACAAAUAAACAGACAUACAGAAACACACACUGACACAUAUACAGACAUACAGACACACACACACAGAUACACACACUCACAUGCAAACAGAUACAAUGACACACACAUUCAAACGCAUACAGAUACAAUGUCACACACAGAUACCAGGGCCAGCCCAAAAUGUUUUGCUGCCUGGGUCCCCCAAAACCAGGCCACCAAAACACGCCCACAUUCAUUAUGUUGUAUUAUGAUAAUUAAAACCAAAAUGAAAUAUAUCAUGAUUAGAUAAAUACAUUCCAGUAACAUAUUUAGAUCAGUGCACACUAAAUUAAACAUCACAACAUAUAUGCUUCUGCAGUGGUGUUAAAAUAUUAGCUAAGUACAAUAUACGUCAAUCACUAACAAUAACAAACCAAAAAGUUAAUUUGUCAAUUUGGGGAUGUAGUGUGUCUGUGUGUGUGAUAGGGAUGUAGCCUGUCUGUGUGUGCGUGCUGGAUGUAGCGUUUGUGUGUUCGUGCUGGGAUGUAGCGUGUCUGUGUGUGUAUGCUGGGGGUAUAGAGUGUCUGGGCAUGUAGUGUAUGUGUGUGUGCGGGGGAUGUAGUGUGUGUGCUGAGGAUGUAGUGAGUCUGUGUGUAUGCUGGGGAUGUAUUGUGUCUAUGUGUGUAUGCUGGGGGUGUGGCGGGUCUGUGUGUGUAUGCUUGUGUGUAGCGGGUCUGUGUGUGUAUGCUGGGGAUGUAGCGUGUAUGUGUGUGCUAAGGAUGUAGCACUUGUGUGUGUGCUAGGAGAGUAGUGUGUCUGUGUGUGUAUGCUGGCGAUGUAGUGUGUCUGUGUGUGUAUGCUGGUGAUAUAGUGUGCCUAUGUGUGUGCUCGGGAUGUGGUAUAUGCUGGAGAUGUAGUGUGUGUGCUGGGGAUGUCAUGUGUGGGCUGAUGAUGUGGUGUGUGUGCUAGGGAUGUGGUGUGUGUGCUAUGGAUGUAGUGUGUCUGUGUAUGCUGGUGAUGUAGUGUCUGUGUGGGCCAGGCAUGUAGUGUGUGUGUGCAUGCUAGGGAUGUAGUGUUUCUGUGAGUGUGCUGGGGAUGUGGUUUGUGCUGGGGAUUUAGUGUGGGUGCUGGAGAUGAAGUGUGUAUACUAGGGAUUUGGUGUGUGUGCUGGAAUUGGAAUUCCUAUGUACAGUGCACUGUGUACAUUGAAGCUUAUAUUUACUUACAUUUUCUGUAUCCGCAAUGCGGUGGAUCCUAGCUGAAGUGGGGUGUGAAUUGACUCCAUGUAACUCCGCUCCUCUUGUCUACCACAUUGCUGGCUCAGUCCAAUUCCUGCAUGUCAUGCUGCCUGUACUGGCUAUGUGGCCAUUACAGCACACAUAGCCAAACACAAAGAGGAAUUCUGUCACUCCCGGGGGCCAGCCCACAGCAGCAGCCCUGCCGCAAAUUGCUGUAAGUAAAGUUCCCACUGACAUUCCAGCAUGCACAGUUAGUAAUCUCAGAGUGCCGAAACUGCAGUGGGAAACAUGACAUAACCCUGAGGACCUGGCCAGCCCCAGAUCAGACUCACUCUCCAGGCACUUGCGAUUUGUUUACAUUUUUUAAAAAGUUUGAGUGGCCUCCCAGCCCUCUCUCCGGUGAACUGGCUGAUCGUUGAAGACUGGGCUUUACCCGCACUUUGACAGGGGUGGCAAAAUUGCUCCCCUGUCAAAGUGCUGCCUGUAGCAACAGCCCCAAUGGGACCUAUGGACAGGCCGGCCCUGACAGAUACACAGACACACAGAUAAAAAAAAAACCUGGCAAACAUGCAGAUACAUAAAUACACACACACAGAUACACAGACAUACAGAUGCACACACUGACACACACACAGAUACACAAACAUACAAACAUACAAAUGCACACACAGAUACACAGCCAUACAGAUAUGCAAACUGACACACAGAUACACAGACAUAGAGAUGUACACACAGAUACAAAGACAUACAGAUGCACACACUGACACACACACAGAUACACAGACAUAGAGAUGCACACACUGAUACACAGACAUACAGUGUGGCAAAACCAACCUUGCCACUGGGCAUUGGAGAAGACUGAUUGCCAGCCUCCUGCCAUGUGACUAUGGCCCCUGGGAUGUAUUGCCCUUUAAAGACAUGAUUUGGGAAUAAUGGAUUUGUGUUGUGCUGCUGCUGGCCCUUUAAGAACCAUCUGGGGACAUACUGUCGAGUUACUGGAUGGCCACCAUUUCCUGUAUCAGCACAUGGUGAGAACAAUGGCUGAAGCACAUGGUGAGAACAAUGGAUGGUGGCCAUUUUAACUCACAGACACUGUUUGGACUUUUCAACACAGUGCCAUCUCGCCAGUAUUUGGUGCACAGAGACAUCGUGCAGUGGUUUUGGACUAUACAGCAGGGGACACAUUAUGCAGUGAUUGUUUUUCAUUUAGCCUGUAUAUGUUCUGAAGAAUCUGCAUUAAACUGUAUCUUCCAAAGUACUGAACGGAUCUGGGUGAAUUUUGGAUAUGUGGUUCACCCAGACCCCCCGGUUCCAAGGAUAUAAACUUUUUAUGGGGUUAUUGCAUGUUUUGGGGUCCCUGUGAUGUGUUUUAUGAAACUGUACUUCUCUGUCUGUGAUAAUUAGAUUACCCAUUGUGUAAGGUAAUUAUAUCACAGGCAGAGGGGAGGAUUUUGUGUGUGAGUGUCUGAGUGUAUUGUACGUGUUAUUGGUUGUUCUGUAAAACCGUGUGGGCAGUACUAAGUUUGUGGAUUGGGAAUAAAAGAGGCUGUAUGUGCCAGUCCAGUCAGUUCCUGCUUAACCCUCAAAGUGAAGUGUCAUCUCAUUAUUGGGGGAGGAUUUAUUGUAUGCUGUUCCAGUUUGACUGAGUGUAAACCUCAGGAAGCGCUAGGAGCAUCCUUCAACGGAGGUACCCAGUCGGGGUGCCAUGUGAUCCGUUACAUACAGAUACACAGACUGACCCACACAGAUACACAGACAUACAGAUAUGCACGCUGACACACAGAUACACACAAACACAGAUAUACAGACAUACAGAUACAAUAAAACACACACAGAUGCACAGACAUACAAAUAUGCACAUUGAGACACAGAGAUACAGAGACACAUUGACACACAGAUACAGACAUACAGAUAAACACUUUGACACAAACACAGAUACACACACUGACACACACACACAGAUUCAUACACACAGACAUACAGAUACACACAUACACAGACAUACAGAUACACAUACAAAUAUACAGAUACACUGACACACACACAGAUACAAAUACACAGAUGCAAACACGUAAAUACUGACACCCAAAACACACAUACACAUUGUGACGAAGUGCCCUUCGCCACUUGUGCCAGGAGGGGACUACUGGCUAGCCUCCUGCCUUCCGACUAUGCCCCCUGUGCUGAUAGCUGCAUUUUCCCCUGCAGAAAGGUUUAUUUAUGUAUUUCUGUCAGGGCGUUUUGGACUUUCAGUAUGGUAGUAGUGCUACCCCAGAUAGCUAUGCCAUGGAUCCUACUCGUGUAACAAAAGACUAUGGAAAAGACUUUGGCUCCAUGGAGAUUUAACUGUAUGUAUGUGAUCUGAGCGCAAUUCGGUAAUAAUGUGCGCUCAGAUCUAAGCUAUCUGGGGAUAUGUUGCAUGUAUAUGUUUUAUGUAGUAAUUGUAACAUUGUGUAAUUUUAUGUCUGUUUUUAACCAUGUGGUUAAUGGAGUCUUGACUCUGUCCUGGGAGAUAAUUUGAUUACUUCCCAAUUAUCUCCAGGAUAGAGAGGCGGGAUUGUGAUGUCACUGUGGGAGUGUUUUGUUUGUAUUGUCUGUGAUUGGCUAAUAUCCAAUAUGUGUCCCAUUGUUCCAUCAGGUCCCCUAGGGGAGUGUCCACCUGGUGGAAACUUGCAUAAAUACCGGGCAGGUAGCCUUCAAUAAACCAGACCUACUUGCACCUUUCUUGAAGCCUUGGCUCAUGCUUGGGGGAAGGGAUAACUACACUCUUUGCUAUAAUCACAUGCUCCCCAGAGUCAGCUCUUGCAAGAGCUUGUUUUGUUCCUGGUUCCUGCUCUCUGGAUUCAGGAGAGGUUCACCCAGUGGAAGCUGGAUCCUGGCCUUGGAUCCAGGGUGGGUGAGAGACGGCGAGACCCCGGCGCAGCUGCAUCGCUGGAAGUGGGGUUUGGAGUGCUGAUGGUGUCGGUUGGAGUGCUCGGAGUCCUUGGCAAGCACUAGGAGCAUUGAUUGGCGGAAGUACUCAGUCGGAGUGCCAGCAGUCCAUCACACACAUAGCUUUAGGGUGGCUCCUGCUGCCUGGGACUGUUGGGAGUUGAGGGCUAUCUCCUCUCCCGGUCAGCCCCACCCCCUUUUUGGGCCCCUCCCAUGCAGUUUUGUGUAUUACAGCUGAGAGGAAGUGUGCGUCCGCUCUCACUUUUUUGACCCAAAGGAAUCCAGCCUAAUUAUGUUUCAAAUAUAACCUUUAUUAAGUAUUCAAUAAAAUGAUAUUGGUAAGAUACAAGUUGAAAUUUAAACAUAAUAUGUGUCAUUUUAUAGCCACAGGAACAAUUUGUCGAGCAAAUCGAGCUUGACUCUAAGAUUGAAAUCACUCAAUACUGUCCAUACCUGUCCAUACCAAAACUAUAAAUCCUCUAAUGUUCUAAUGUUAGUAGAUAUGAGCCAAAAAACUAAGUAGCCUAUAAACAUUAAGCAAAGUACAAACAGGUAGGAGACCAUAUAGUAAGACAGAGAUAAAGAAAGUGAUGCAUGAGGGGGUAGGGUGAAGCAUGGAGGAGCAAACCAGGCUAAUCACUAUUCUGCACAUGUCCUUCCGGGGACCCUGAGUGCAUGGGCCACCCGAUGGACCGUGCGUUCUCCAGCCCGUGCCGCAGCCAUUACCGGGUUUUUUUCACAAACACCCUGGGGGGUUUUAAUUUGUACCCCUGGUUGUGAAUUGCUGCUGUAGAGAGUGUGUGUUUAGGGACCAUAGUAUGUGUGGAGUUGAUUUAAUGUGUGCAUAUGAGACAUAGUAUAUGUGUCUAUAGGGGAUCUAGUGUGUGUGUGUGUGUGUAAGGGUGCUGCAUGUGUGUGAGUAGAGGUUGCAGUGUGUGUGAAUUUGUGGGCUGGGAUAGGUGCUGUUUUGUAAGGGGCAUUGAGGUGGGAGCAAUAUAUAUCUUUUCUCUUAUUUAUAUAUAUAUAUAUGUAGCGGAACGCCAAUAAUAAAUCCACGAAUUCCGCUGGUUCAGAAACGAAUCCACAGUCAAGCGCUGAAACAACAAGGCAAUAUCCCCAACCUCCCAAUAACCGGACGAGACACAGUUCUGGGAGUCAACUGACAACCUUUUAAUCAGCAGGACAAUUUAUACAAGUCCCCAUGCAAGGGGUUUCCUGAGUCCCUCCCCAGGGGCACUCCCAGAGGGGACUACAUGGGGGACUUACAUUACUGCAUAUUUCUCCCAUCAGGCACUGCUGCACGAGAGGGAUCAUCUUCCCAGAAUGCACCGUUAAGUGGAUUAUCCCCUCGUGCAGCAGAACCGACAAUUCACAUAAAAAUCCAUAACUUGGUUAAUAUACAGUGGAUUUACACGAAUGGACGUUCGGUAGAUAGCUGGGGUCUGAGGGUAUCAUUCGUGAGAUUACCGCUCAGAUCCCAGCUAAAAUAACCGAACGCCGCACGAACAACACAAUUCGUAUAAAACAUAUAAAAAGAACCGAUUGCUUUUAGGGAACAAAAUACCGAAUGUCCCAAAACUCCCGAACGCCCUGGAGGCUCAGCGGGGCUCGUGCCGUCGAGUAGCCAUUUUAAGUACCAGGCGCUCGACGGCAUAACCCCGCUGAGGGAACAAAGGAUCCAAGAUGGCCGACCGCCGCAUGGUCGGUAGUCAAACGACGGCCACCCAGGAGAGCCUCUAAUUACCGAUUGCAACAUUGUUGCAAUCGGUUAACUAGCGCCACACGCCUCUAAGUGUGUGGGCUAUUAGGGGGUAUCGCGUUCGGUUCACGAACGGCCCUCCAAAGUGCCGUUCGUGAAACGAACAGGAAUACCCAUACAAACCGCCAUUUGCAUUCGGCGGAACAGAUAAUACAGACAAUGCAGAAAAUACAUUAAGCACAUACAUAAGGGUAAAGCGCAUAUCUCCCCAGACCUGUAGGCAACCCUUAAAGGUACAGUCUCUAGUUAUAGUUCAAGUGGCUAGGUUUGCCACAAUAUAUAUUACAAAUUAUUAUCAAUUUUAUUUCCUCUUCCCUGCUUCUUAUCUCUGGCCACAGAGAGCAGACAUGACAAUCACUGGUGGUGAUAUACUCUAAUAUUGAGGGGAAACCUAUUGUUUCCCCACAGCCACCAGCUAUUAACAGCAGGUGGGGACCCUAAAUAAUAGUGGGGGCUAUUGUCCCCCAAGCACCCUCCUAUUGGCGAUAGUAGGAGUCAUAAAUAAUAAUAAGGGGUGGAACUAUUGUGCCAACCCAAGCCCCCCCUGUGGCAUGAGAGUGCCCUAAAUAAUAAUAAUGGGGGUUCGACCUAUUGUCCCAUCCAAACCUGAAAAGGCGAAAAGGUAGAUCCCCAUCUGUUGUGCAACUCCCACAGUGCUAUACCAGCUGAGGGUCUACCAUUUGGCUAUUCUUGCAGGGUUGUAUUUGUGAGCAGUGUUUGUAUGUCAUGCCAGAACUGCAAGACGUACAACAUUACUGACCCAAAUACACCCUUGUAUUCAAUGCCCAUGCUACAAACAACCCACCAAUGCACACCUGCAUUCGAACGCCAACACUACAUGUAAACACACCACUGCAUUCAAAUGACAACAGCACAUACAAAUACAUUUCUACAUUCAUACACACAUACGUCAUACAACAGCAUGCUUAAAUUCAAACACACAGACACUGCUCACAAAUACAACUAUGCAAAGAUGUGCAAACUGUAAAUCCCUAGCUGACAAAGCAUUGCUGGAGUUGCAUCACACCUUUUUUUGGCCCCUUUUGCAACUGAGGAGGGCCCAAAAAAUUCUUGCUUCAGGAGCGCCCUCUCUAUAUUAGUUCCACCACUCUGCAGCCAUGUAUUAUACAACUUUUGCAUGUGCACGCUUGUCUAAUGGGGGUGAAGGGGGGUGUUGUCUGUGACGCUGAUUGUGUAUUCAUCAUGCUAACAUGCUGGCCACGCCUCCAUCCACCUGAUAUCCGACCUGUCAAAGCUAGCAGGUCUGAUAUGUGAGUGUAUCCUUAGUAGUAAUAAAAAUAUAUCAUUAAACAAACAGAUGGACUGAAGCUGAUUAUUCACUUGGUAUUUGAAAAAAAAAAAUCUAAUUUGUAACUACUUACACACAUACUGAAGCACAGACAGUUACAAUGCAGUGUUGGAAUAUUGUGACUUAACCCCUUCAUGACAAUUGUUCCUUUACCUUAAAGAGCAGUUUUCACAUUUUUAUUGUCUGGCUUUCUUUUUAUAUCCUACAUAAGUACAUAUCUCCUCACUUAGCAAGAAAAAAUAGAACAUGUUUUAGGGCAAAAAUAAAACAAUUCUUGUUAUAGAUAUAUUGAGACUCACAUGGCUUUAAAAAAAAAAAAAAAGAGAAACUAUUUCCUGGGUUAAUGCCUUCAAAAUGAAAUACACCUGAGUUCACUUUUGUGAGUCUGCCUCAAACAUCCAAACUGUGUUGGUGAGUUUUCAGUUUUCGUGUAUAUUUAACUAUUAUCAUGCAGCUUUGACUGAAGGUAUGUUUCUAUGAUGACUCACUUGAUGUUCAGCCAGCUGUACAGCUAGCUACCAUGAGGAUGAUGGGAGUUGAUAUUAUAGAACAGGUGAACUACUUUAGGGUUCCAAAAUUAAAAAUGUAUUUCUUUUUAAUUGGUAAAUAUUGGUAUACAAACAGGUUAAUAGUGUGUCCUUCUCCCAUUCAGAACACCAUAAUAUGACCGCAAAUGUAUUUAUAAUUGGGAAUUGUUUCAACGUGUUUGCUAAAACCGUGUGAAUAUUUCUCUUAAGCAUUCUAGCAGUUAAUGCACAACAACCAGUAUUACAAUGUAGUAACUAGAAUGUUAAAUAUUUUAUGAGACUAACUUGCAAGUAUAGUGAAACCAUUUUGUGAGUGUAUUCUAAUAGGGAAAUUGAAUUCACACAUGAGUCUCACAUACAAAUAUGAUCUUAUAGUGCAGGCAAUUAACUUAAACCAUAGAACUCCUACUCCUAUCAUGCUUUUAUCAAUGUGAUUUAUUUAGGUAAUUAUUACAAAACUUAUCACUCUAAGGUUAUGGUUUAUGGUAAUGUUAAAACACCAUUCAAGGCACCCAGAACACUUUAUCUCAAAGCAAUGGUCUGAGUGCCCUGUAGUUUUAACACCGCAACAUAAAACAUUGCAGGAUUAAACACACCUCUAGUAGCUGUCUUACUGACAUUAGAGCCGCAGCAACAAAGGUGUGAAACUGUCAUGUGACCAAAUGCCGCUAAUAGGAGAGCAUUGAAUUCAAUGCUUUUCUAUGAGAAGCGUUUUGAAAGGAUGCGCAUGCAAGUGCACCUCAUUCCCAAUACUGCUCUGAGGAACAUUGGACUGGACGUUGAUUGUGGAAGCAACACCACGUAGAUGUUGCAGCGGCACACUGACAGUCUAGGUGCUGGGGAAAAAAAUUUAGCUAAAGAAGGAUUGCCUAGGACACUAUUCCUAAUACUAUAGUGUACCUUUUUUAAGUUUGUCUAUGUUAGUCCUUGUCAGCAGGGGCGGACUGACUGGUCGGUACUUCGGACAUGGUCCAAAGGCCCGACUGGGAGGGGGGCCCGGCGGCAGGGCCGGAUUGGCCCACCGGGGCCGCGGCAUCUAGGGGCUAAGCAAGUAGGUGCCACCGGGUGGCCGGUCCGGUGGCACACUUUGAGGGGGCUGGCCGUGCUCCACGCUGGAGCUGCCGGGCCAGGUGGCAGCCUCGCCGGUCCGGCGGCACGCCUGGCCUGUCACUAGCGCUGAGGACUGAAGGAGGGAGGAGCAUGUCUCUGUUUCAUGCUCCCUUGCUGUUCCCACAAUUCCCAGUACAGGAUACAUGUGGAAGAGAGAGACACAGGGAGAAAGGAGAGAGACACACAAGGGGAGGGGGGGGGGCAGAGGCGUAAGAGAGACUGGGAAGGAGAGGGGAGACAUGGACACCGAGGAGCAGUGAGGGGGAGAAAGAAACAUACAGAGGGACUGGGGGUGAGACAAAAAGGCACACAGAGGGGCUGUAUAUAUCACUGGUGGAUCCAGGGGGGCAACGGGGCAAUUGCCCCCCCUGCCCUGCCAACCGAUCUCUCUCCCUGAUCCUCAGGCACCGUGCAGGCAGCCGGGGAGGGAGGAAGAGAGGACCCGGGAGCUCAGCCUGCAGCUCCUCUGGGUCCUUCUUGCGCGAGCACAGAGCAUUGCCGCGGUUACCACGGCAACGCUCCGGCUCUCACAAGAGUCAACUCUAGCCCUGGAGCUACGGGCUAGAGUUCACUCUCAACACUGUGACCACCAGGGAUUCCUGGUGAACUCUAGCCCCAUAAACACACUGCCCCCACACACACACCAUACACAUUCACACACACAUUCACACACUGCCCCCCAUACACACACUGGCCCCAUACACAUUUACACACAUUGCCACACACACUGCCCACCCAUACACACAGACCCCCAUACUAACAUUGCGACACACAUACACAGCCCCCUCAUACACACACUGAACCUUUCACACACACUGCACCCCUCACACAUUGCACCACUGCUCCUAUACCCUACUACAGCCCCAUAUCUCAGCAGACCCCAGGUAAGUUGUCAAACUGUUCUUAAAGUAGUGGUUAUUGUGCAUGGAUUAUUUCUUUAAAUAAUCUACAAGUGCCCCAGUAGCCGGCCAGCCAGUCAGCCCACAGCCUGCCGGCAGCAGCCAGCAAGCCCACAGCCUGCCGACCAACAACAGUAAUUAAGGUAAGAAGAGCCAACUUGGCCUAGGUAUCAGCAAGCUAUGUUGUGUUGCUAUAUUGUGAAUAGGAACCAGAGUGUUGGAGAGAACCCCCUCCAGGCCCCAUUAGACUUCAUUGUAGUCUCUACUGGGGCCUGGAGGCGACUGUUUCCAGCAGAGGCUAUCUAAUGGAUAUUGAGAUGGCCUCUGUUAGAAAGACACCCUUCCAAGCCUAUUAGACUCAAUUGUAGCCUCUGCUGGGGCCUGGAGGGGAUUCUUUCUAACACACUCUCUAAAAGGACACUGAGCCUCUGCUAGAAAGACCCCCCCUCCAUGGCCCAUUAGCCCUCAAUUGUAGUCUCUACUGGGGCCUUGAAGGGAUUAUUGCACUUUUGUUCCUUGUGUCUAAAGAUUGUGUAGGGUGUGGCUGGAGGCGGGACAAGGGUGGCGCUUGCUGCGGAGCAUGGGUGGUCCUGUAAGGGGGCCCUUGAUUUAUUUUGCCCGGGGGCUAUGAGGGUUCUCAGUCUGCCCCUGCUUGUCAGAUGUUUUUUUUUUGUUUUGUUUUUUUUUUUUUACUUAUUCACUAAGCCCAGAUUUAGUACAAGUGGGAAGCCAGCUGGCAAAACUGAGGCUAUCAUGGCUAAUACCCUGAUCAUAGAAACAUAGAAUGUGACGGCAGAUAAAAACCAUUUGGCCCAUCUAGUCUGCCCAAUUUUCGAGAUACUUUCAUUAGUCCCUGUCCUUGUAUCUACUAAAUAUUUAUUUUUGAGAGGGGGAUCAUUGCAGUGUCUCUUACAUGUGAUAUUUCUUACAGAAUGGUAUAAUAUCAUAAGGUGUUAUCUUUUUAAAAUGUUUGUUUUCAGAAUGCUGGGCAAUGUUUCACUGGUUUUCUAACUACAUAGAACUAUUAAAUAAUUAUAUGUAAUUACAAUCAUUGUUAUGGCACAGGCUAUAGCUGUGUCCCAUAGGCUGUCACUCAGCAAUUUUUAAAGAAUAGAGGUGCAUGUUUCCCAUAACACUAACCAUGAAUACCCCCAAUCCAAAACCCACCCUAAUUCUAAGCACCCCUAACUUUAAAUCGAAGAGUGACAUUUGCUAGAUGCUGUAGACACUGUUCACUCUUCUGAAUGCAAUAUUAUCAUAAUGUCACUCCAACCAAUUCCUGACAUUCUAGGCUCUCCGAUACGUUUUCUAUAAGGAGUUUCGCCAACUACUGAAACUGAACUAGGUGCCUGUAUACAAUUAAUGAAAAGCUAUUUUACCAUUAGAUUUAAUAUUCAUCAGAAUUAGCCAAGUCCUUUGUACAUUUCUUUUCAUAAACUGCUCUUGGGGCUAUUUUACCAGUCUAUGCAGUCAGCACAAAAGUUCUUAUGAGAUAUUCCUCUGAAAGUGAAACUCUGUCUGCUGAUGUACUGCAUUAUUAUUGUGCUGCACACUCUGAAGUAAAACAAUAGAUCGCCCCUCUGUAACAUUAUUCAAGCCAUGCAGCUAUCCUUUUUUUUGUGUGUGUGUGUGUGUAUGUAUAUUUAUUCACGUUUACUUUUAAAUAUAAUAUUAAUAAAUAAUGCAAAAAUGUAUAUAUAAACUAACCAAAAUUCACUUGCACCAUACAAGCCAUUGCGUGGAUUUUGUAUUUUUUUUUUUUAUAUUAAAUAGUUUAAUCUUGGUUUUUAUUGUGUUUUUUUAAAAGGUCAGUUGCUAAACCUAUAUACCUAAAUUUAAAGAACCUUCAGAUAUAUUUAAUUUAAAAAAAUCUAUGUUAAAUGAAGGAUAUGGAGCAAAAGCAAUGAUUUGAAUACGAUAUUGUUGUCUUCCAAGUUCCCACUCCAUUUUAAAUGGAACAAAUGGUCUAUAUAGAAUGUAAAAUACUCUAUUGUACCAUAAGUCACGGGGGAUGUAUCAGCUUACCUAUAAAACCAACAGAAGCAGAGGCAAAUAAGCUGAAGCCUAGAAUCUCUCUGGGGAAAUAACGAGCUCAGGAACCGGACUCGAUUGGGUAUUUAUCAUCCUACCUGUUUUACAAUCUCUAUAUGAUAGAUGGCUAAAACAGUGUUGUAUCUGUAUAUCCAUUAACUUAUGUUUUUGGUUUUUUUUUUGGUCUAAACAGAAAUCUCAACCAAGAACCAGGAUGGAGUCUUGUCUGAUUGAAAGUUAUAGGUAAUAAUAGGCCACUUUCUUUUUUAUGAAGUAAAGUUCACUGUACAUCAGCUGGUUUUUAUUAUAUUGUUGUUGUUUAGAUACAAGUAGUACAAAUAAGUUAAUAAAUAUUAGUCAUUUUUUCUUUUGUAUUUUAGGCAAUAUGAGGGAAAUUCUUCUGAAGAUUGUUCCUACGAAACUGGGGUAAAUGUAAAAGCUGCAAGAAUUAAAACCUAGAUUGUCAAUAAGGUUUUAAUAUAUAUUGUCUAAAUAAUAGCAAUACUUCUGUUACCCAGAAAUGGUAUGUCGUAGCUAUAGGGUUUAACAUGAAAGCAGUUAAGUGGUGUAUGGACUACUGAUUUACAAAUUCUUGUCCAAAGCAGAAUUUCAAAAAAUAUUUGAAAAGGCAGUUUCCAAACAUGGCUACUUUGCAUGUACUGAUUCUUUUACAGGGUUAUUUGGUGAGAAUUCAAAGUGAGUUUCAAAUUUCAGGCCAAAGUAGCCGAACUGGACUUAGAGAAUGUCUCUAGUUCGGCUACUUUUACCUUGUACUUGAAACUCACUUUGAAUUCUCACUUUAGUGAACAACCGUGUUACUAGAGUAAGGAGUUACUCUACUUUCUGAGUAGCAAUUCAUCCAUUGACGUGCAAGGGAAAAUUGCUAUUUGGUAAACCUUUCUAUCCUGCAUUUAAAGUGUGUAAAUAAUGGUAAAUCUAAGAACUGUGCAAACGUUAGCAUUGUAGAUUUUACUUCAAAUCAACCAUGUGCCAUUUGGCUGUCCUGGUAUUGGUAAAGCAUGCUACGCAAUUAUAUUUAAGACAUGCCUAACAUAUUCUCUUUCCACAGAUAGAUAUUCAGGAUUUCCAAUUUAUAGAUCCAGAUAGAAAAGCCAUGGUGGAUGACCUUUCCGUGCACGGUAAGAGGCAUUUGGAUGAAGAGGGUUUAUUCAACCAUCAUUAUUAAGCAAACUGCGUUGGUAAUAAGUAUGAUGUAUCCGUUCUAAGAAAGAAAGGACUUGCCUGAGGAGCAAAUCGUACAUUUAGAUUUAUGUAUAUAGAACUAUUCCGGUGCAAUAUGCUAGAUUUUGAAGCAGUUGAAUCAGGUUUUCUUCACAAGUGCCCAACUCUUUAGAACUUUUUGUAUUAUUAGUCUACAUACAAAACUUUUACUCUGUGCACUUGGCUACAAUCCACAAGGACAUCAGAUUAUUGAAAUACUACAAACAAGGAAUUCCAGAUUAAUUACACAUUUUAGGACCUUAAUCUGUUAAAAUGCUGGAGAUUGGGGGGCGGAGCCUGACCACUGGCCGGAUCAGACAUGCUUUGCCUGAGCUCCCGCGUCUGAGCGUCUAAACCCGAGCCACAAAAGGGCACAGACCCACAGCGGUUACCAAACCACUCACAAGCCGGUGCUGAUCAUGAUGGUACCACUUCCGACCCGACGCGGCAUCAGAGUUGCCAGACGAAGGUUUGAGGCCUACCCGAGCUUGAGCUGGGGCGAGACAGCCGCUCCCCCAGGUCUCUGACCAGUGUAUCGCUGUGUCUUCCCCCCCCCCCAUGGACCGGUGGGGGUUAUCCAGGUCCCCACGGGCGACAACCCAGGGCUGCCACAUGGCUCCAGCACCAGCCUUGCAGUGCAAGCGGGGCGGGUCAACACAUGAUGGCCGACGCCUUCCAGACAUGUGCACGCCGAAAGGGAGAGAGGGCGCCCUCACUGCGAAAUGAGUAGGCACUCACCGGCUGCCUCCAGGAUAAGCCUGCAGAAUCAACAGUGCAACCAGCGGCACUGGCAGCGACAAGUAAGCGGGACAAAGUAGGGCGGGCGAAGAGCAGAUUUUCCCCCUCCCCCGGCAAUCCCUAUAAAAGAAGGGCCCACCUGGGUUGAAGACCACAAGGGGAACAGCCCCGGAGCAUCGGUCACAAAAGCAGCUGACUCAACGCCAUAGAGAGAGUCACCCUAUCAGGACAAGCUGCGGCCCCCCACAUGGGCAGAACCUGGCCUCCCACUAGAGAUCCCUAGUUCGAGACCAGAGGAUGCAGGCCUUCAUGACGGCCCAGGGCACUGGGGGAACCCACAUGAACUCUGCCCUCUAAACACACUAUUCCACCUAAGCCUGCCACCAAGCAGAGGGGUCGUCUGACCCGGGACUUGAACCCCAACCUUAAGUGCCAUAAUUUAACUACACCUGUCCUUGAGCGCCACUAUACACCUGCCAUAACACACCUGACUAGCUGGCACCCUUUCACUGCUCAACUCAACGACUGGCAGUGCACAGUAGACAUAGGCUACUACAUACUUGCAACCAUCAGCUCUGAAAACACCCACAGACGAGCACCACCUGAGCCUAUAACAGACACAGGGACUAGCACCAUUCAUCGACACUCUGAGCCCUGGACCCUGGAACCCGUGGAAAUCUCAGCCUCCAGACCAAACAAAACACUCACACAAUCACACAGCGAGUUUACCAACAUGCAUCUUUAACCUGUAACUCUAAGCAACAUGACACAGAUACUUUUUGAACAUCUCGUAUAAUUAUAAAAAAAAAAAAAAAAAUGAGCAAAUUUUUCAUAUUGCUCCUAAUGUAACACAAAGAUAUGUGCUUGAGGACUGUCGUUGGGGCACCAUAAGCUUCUGUGUUAAAAUCUAUGUGCACAAUAAAAACAUUUUUAAAAAACAAAAAAAAACUGGAGAUUUGGUUUAUCCCAGUUCCGAUGGAUAUAUUUGGCACUUAAUUUGCAUCUCUAGCCAAGUACUCAUUCUGAGUCAUAGAAUUCAAAUUUAAAAAUUAAUUCUAGAAGGCAUUUAUAAGUUAAAAGCAAGUAAAACUGUACGACUUACAAUCUAUAUUUUUAUUUAUUUAUUUUUCCCCAUGUGUUUUUAGAUUCAUUACUAGCUUCCAAGUACAAGUUGCUCAGUACGAGUUUAUGCAAUAUUAGGGAUAUCGAUCAGAAGUGUUUGGUAUUGCAGCAACUCCCUGGGAAUGUCAAACUUGUGGCAGCUUACCUCCAAGGCUUAAAUGCCCAGAGAGAAGGUAAGUCUACCAAUUUAGAUAAAGCUAAAGGUGUUAACCUAGUAUUGGCAAUGAUCCACUUCUUUGUGCUUGUAUUUCAGUCAAAAUUUUGUGCCCAAGUCAAAAACAUGGUCUAUCCGGGAUUCAGGAUACCAUGGCUGCUAGAUGUAUGGUUUAAUUUUCUAAAGGACAUACAAUAUUUUUUUAUAGAUCCAUCCUUCAGCAGCUGGCAUCUGUAAGCAUUUAAAUCAGUUCUAGAAAUGAUAAGAUGGGGAGGGUAUAAAUAUGCAGUUCGUCAUGGAUGCAAAUGAAAGGGAAACCUGAAGAAUCAUAGUUUAUGUGGUUAAGAGAGAGAAAGUAAAACCAUUGCUAAAUGUGGUCCUUCCAGUCCUAUAAUGUGUUCAGGCCAACAUCACUAAAGGUUCCUGUGAUUUUUGUUACAAAAUAUUGGUUUAAUGAAUAAAUAUAUCUCCCCUUCCAUCAGAGACGAUAAGCAUGUCCUUCUACUCUACACGGAAUCUGGAUGACCCCAGUAAGCGUCAUGUUGCCCUAGGUCUAGCAGGGAAGAAUCUCUACCUGUCCUGCAGCCUUGUACAAAGUGAACCUCAGGUGAACUUGGAAGUAAGUAGCAACUUAAAAUAGAAUUGCCAUUUUAAUGAUCAGCUUUAGUCUGGUGCUCUGGCUGCAGUUCAGCUUUUAUAAUGACUUCUACAACCAAUAGAAAACUGUCAAUGAAGUGUGUUUGUAUAUAUCUACAUAAACAUGGACACUUUGAAAAAGUGUGCCAAAUUUUGUCAGUUUGAAAACACACACAUACAUAGCGCAUAUUAUGUAACCCUUUUUGUUGAAAUAUAUUUCCAAUAAACUUUCUUUCUCUCAGAAAGUCAAUACCCUUAGCGGAUUAAAAGAUGACGAAUUGCUACGAUUCCUCUUUCUGAAGUGUGAAAAUGGUCCAACAUUCAAAUUUGAGCCUGCUUUGUGCCGUGGCUGGUAUAUCAGCACCUCGCGAAAAGUGAAUGAAACCAUCUUAAUGAAGCCUGAAGCUGAUCAAAAAUAUGUCAGAGAUUUCUUAGUAAUUUCAUAA